Petromyzon marinus (sea lamprey) is the source of this 3410-nucleotide messenger RNA. RefSeq names its product ADP-ribosylation factor-like protein 4C. The record is from RefSeq and is a predicted model, not a curated record. Lineage: Eukaryota; Metazoa; Chordata; Hyperoartia; Petromyzontiformes; Petromyzontidae. Gene Ontology annotation, molecular function: GTPase activity; GTP binding.
ACCCCUGAGCCCCCCCUACUAGGGGCGGGGCCUGCGCAGGGUGCUGUGUGAAUGAGUGCGCGGCUGCAGACAGGCACAGCCACUCGCCUCUUCGUCCACGGCGGAGUCGGAGGUUGCCGGCAGAAGUGGCGAGGACGGCUUCUGCGAACCCUCUCCACUUCGCGACGGUGGUGGUGGUGGUGCCGGUGCCGGUGGUGGUGGUGAUGGCGAGCCGAAGGAUCGUCGUCUUCCCAACGAGUCUCUGCGGACACGCAGCGAGUCGAGAACUUCACGCAUGAGCACAGUGCUGGAGAAAAUUCCACCUGGCACGCCCACCAUCACCACUCCACCAACUCUCGGCAUUUAAAAUCCCCCGCAAAGGAAACGAAAGCGAGCAGUGGAGGCGACGAGCGCACGCGCGCGCGAGAUGGGCGGGUCGCACUCCAGCCGUAACUCCCCGCUGGCCAAGCUGGCGACGCUGCGCUCCCUCCACAUCGUCAUGCUGGGCCUGGACUCGGCCGGCAAGACCACGGUGCUCUACCGCCUCAAGUUCAACGAGUUCGUCAACACGGUGCCCACCAUCGGCUUCAACAUGGAGAAGGUGCGGCCCGGGGCGGGCGGCGCCCGCGGCGUCAGCUUCCAGUUCUGGGACGUGGGCGGCCAGGAGCGCCUGCGCCCGCUGUGGCGCUCGUACACCCGGCGCACCGACGGCGUGGUCUUCGUCGUGGACUCGGUGGACGCCGAGCGGCUGGAGGAGGCGCGCACGGAGCUGCACCGCGUGGCGCGCACCCCCGAGUGCCAGGGCGUGCCCGUGCUCGUCGUGGCCAACAAGCAGGACCUGCCCGCGGCGCUGGCGCCCGCCGAGGUGGAGCGGCUGCUGGCGCUCGCGGAGCUGGGGCCCGCGGCGCUGUGGCACCUGCAGCCGGCGUGCGCCAUCAUCGGCGAGGGCCUCUCCGAGGGGCUGGACAAGCUGUACGAGAUGAUCCUGCGCAGGCGCAAGAUGCUCAAGCAGCAGAAGAAGAAGAGAUGAGCGCCCGCGUGGUGCUGGUCUCCGUUGGCUGAUUGCUUUGUUCGCUUGUUCGUGUGGACUUGCGCCGGACGAACCCGUGGUGGUAUCUGUGAAACAGCGGAGGACUUGAGGAAGUACCGUUGUUGGUCGUCACUUUCUCAGCGUGUUUACAUGGGACGUGCUUUAACACGCGUACCGAAGCGACCUUAGAAGUGUUACUGUUUGUUGCAUACACUGGAUUGUGGCAUCACGUAUCGUCACUCAAGUGCUGGUUAUAAGAAAUAUCAUGUAUGUGGACACUGGAUUUAUACAAUACUUCUGCUGGUCAGGUUUACAAGGCUGUGGCUUCUUUGACUGCAUCCAGAUGCUUGAGCAAUUGAAUCUAAAACAUCGUAGCUAUAUUGGUAAGUAGAAACUUGUAAAAUAAUUUACCAUACAAUUGAAGGAAUGUUUCCUGCAACAAAGGUCAACACUGUAAAUAUCUCGGUGCAAUGAAGUUACAAAGUCCAACGGUUGUAUUGUGUUGCCCGAGUGCCAAUGCAAGUGAUUAUAAACUGUGGGCUGUUUGUCUUGUACACGGAGUGAGAGAAAUGCUCGCUUGAACAAAAUGCCUAUCCACCACAGCGCCACGUAAACCAAUGAAAUCAACGUAAUAUAAGCCAGCUUACUUAAGAAUGUGUUAAUGAACGACGACUGCUGGAAAGGAAGGCCUCCCUCAUACACCUUUCAGGCUGUGAUGGUUAUUUGACCAUACUUCACCACGCUGGUCAAUGUGGGUUGGUGAAGAUGGGGGGGGGGUGGGGGGGGGAGAUACACGAUGCAUUUUGCUGCACUACCCACAACGACUUACACCUGUUUUUUUGUUGUUGCUCAUGGUAUGGUCACCCAUCCAAGCAAUAUCGAGGGCUUAAGCUUUGCUUUAAGCCCGACGGGAUCGGGCGAAAUUCCAGGUGACUUGCUCAAUGGUUUAGUUGUAUAUUUGGAAGCUUAUACUUUGAAAGAGUGCCAACACUUCCCUCCCCGGCACCGCACCUCACGAUAAAGAACAUGUUUUGCCGAAGGAUUUUUUAAUAUUACGAUGUGGGAAAAAACUUGUCAGGCUUCGGGCCAAGAGGAUGCUUGGAGUGCAAGCCUGCCUUUUGUGUGUGGUGUGUCACGAGAGGCCGUCUUGAGCUGAGGCGUUGCCAGUGUCAUCUUGCACGGGCUCGUUUUGAUCUUCCCACCCGCUAUGGUGGAUUUAGGGAGGUUGUUUUUUUUUGGUAGUGCGGCAUCGUUAGUUCAGGGUUGGGGGCCCCUCGCCGCUAAUGAGGCGCCGUCCCUGUCGGGCCAGAGAAGUUUUGAAGGCGCACACCGCUGAAUGACACGGCCGGGCGGGAUUUCGCUAGGCAAUGCAAUCCGAGGAGACGACGGGAGGAGGAGGGGCACGCCGCCGCCGCUGCUGCUGCCGCUGCUGCUGCUGCACAGAGCACUUUGCUUUGUUGAGGCGUCCCCCCCCCCUUGCUUUCAUUCUGAUGCACGGUGCCUGGGCUCAGUGCCCACUUGGCUCUGACGGACUCCACACAAGAGGGAAGUUGUGGGCGGUAGCGUAGUGUUUGGUGCACACUGCACUCUGAACACGGUGCACAUUUGAAUCCCGGCCACUGCUAACAUCGGUGGCGAUUAUCUGAACCGGUCCUGGGCCUCCCCGAGGUUGACUCUGCCUUUUAAAUGAGUAGUACCUGGUGUGGCAACAUCAGUGCUGGGGAGACGAAGGCAGCCAGGCGUGGUGCUGUCCCACCCCCUCGUGCACCGUGCCGGUCAUCAUAAGUGCUCGCUCACAGCACUUGCCCCAACAGCCAGUUAUAGGCCUUGUGGGGUGAGGUGGGGGGGGAGCUUGUGCGAGUGAUUAUAAUAUUUUUGUUUAUCUUGUACCUUACCAGUCUAAUGAAGGUGUGAAGGGGGUGUGCAUCGGACGGUAAUAUCUCCAUCGAGUAUAUGGUACAAUAAGGAUUCAGCAUUAGAGGGGAUGAAGGAUCAACUUUGGUAUUCCCUCCCCCCCAUGUUUGUAUGGGACGAUCUUUUUAUUUUUAGAAGCGCCACUCUAUAGUGUUAACUUGCGAGGCCCGAGUUUCCCUGCUGUAAUAUCGCUUCCAUCAUCCUUGGUACUUUAAAAGAGUGGACGCGAGAAUGGUGGUCUGACCAAAAGUUACAUUUAUAGCCACGUAAGGGAUUUGUUUGUGGAGUAUACCGAGUGUGUCAAAGAGUUUACAGUAAACUGUGCACUGAUACACUUGUGGGGUGGGGGGUGUUGACAUUGUUGUGCGAGACCAAUGAAGCUUCGGCAUGUUUGUAUGGGACACCUGUAAUUAAAGACGAUUUUUGCUCAUAGUGUAACCCCUAUGCAAAAAUUCAAAAUAAUAAAAACGUGUUGACUUUGGUGCAA